Molecule: messenger RNA, 435 nt
Organism: Penicillium digitatum Pd1
Lineage: Eukaryota; Fungi; Ascomycota; Eurotiomycetes; Eurotiales; Aspergillaceae
Source: RefSeq, a predicted model, not a curated record
AUGAGUUCCCCCGUGAAAGCUGACGGCAAGCUCUCUGAGCUCAAGACGGCGGAUGUUAGACUGCUGGUUUAUGGCACCCUGUGCCACGAUGGCAAGAUCGACUUUGAGAAGCUCGCAGGUCUCGCUGGCAUGAAGAAAACUUCUGCCAACACCAACUAUUGGCGUGCUAAGCACCACCUUCAACAGAUUCUUGAUGGAAACCCGGAGUCUUCCACCCAGACCGUCCGUCCCAAGAGUGAGGACGCUGACGCUGGUUCAACUAAGAAGCCCCGCCCUGGUGCCAAGCGCGGUGCGGCCAAAGACGCGUCUAUCAAGAAGGAGCCUUCCAAGCGUCGCAAGACCGUCACCAAGGCCGCCUCUGAGCCCGUCAAGUCCGCCCACGCCGAGGAGACCGAUGACACCACCCCGGCGGACAUCGCUGAUCAGACUAAGUAG